UCCAGCCAAGCAGUGGACGUGCUUUGCAUGUGGCAGAGUCGGCCACGUGUCCACGCUGUGUCGUUCGUCGAAGCAGAAAUCAAGCCACCAGAAUCGAGUAGCAGAAAUGUCGGAAGUCGUCGAAAACUGGAAGCUGAAUCGGUUGUCGUCAUCGAGUGAGCCUUCGGAAAAUGCUGUUGAGGAGGAGAGUUCCAGCAGUACAAUUUGCGUUCUCGGAGAAACGGAGUCCCGUCGGGAGCGGAUAGACGUGCCAGCAACCAUGGAGCUGGAGAUUGAAGGAGUACCAGUGAAAUUUGAAGUGGAUACAGGAGCAUGUGAUUCAGUGAUAUCGAAGAAAACGUAUCAAGAGAAGCUUUCCCACGUCACGUUGCGACGGACUGCCAAGUGCUUUCAAUCAGUGUCGGGUCAAGACAUCCGUCCAGAGGGAGAACUAGCGGUCAAGGUAAGAAACAGGAGUGGUGAUUUAGUCUCGCUGCAGCUCUUUGUUCUUCAAGCGGAGAGGAACAAGUGCAUCACCCCUCUACUUGGUCGUUCGAGUCUCGAUGUCCUGGUUCCUGAAUGGAGAAACAUGGUGAGUUUCAAUUUGUCUUCUAUCAGUACUAUUCAGUCCAGUCUUAAGUCUGAAAUACAAGCAAAAUUUCCAUAUUUGUUUGGUGGUGGUUUCAACCAAGUAAUUGAAGGUUUUACGGCCGAUAUUGUCCUAAAGCAGGACGCAGUUCCAAUUUUCCAUAAACCGUACACUAUUCCGUUCAAAUUUCGCGAAAAUGUGGAUCUGGAGUUGGACCGCAUGGUGCAGAGCGGAAUUCUUGUUCCGGUCCGUACCUCCACGUGGGCAAGUCCCAUUGUUGUUACGCCGAAAAAGGACGGGUCCAUCAGAAUCUGUCUAGAUGGCAAAGCCACUUUGAAUCGUUUUAUUUCAACUGAACACUAUCAGUUACCGUCGAUUGAUGAUGUUCUCGCCAGUCUGGCUAAUUUCAAGGUGUUUUGCAAAAUUGAUUUAACUGGUGCGUAUCUUCAAGUGAAGUUGUCAGAUGCCGCACAAGAUUUGUGUACUAUAAACACCCAUCGCGGAUUGUUUAAGUAUACUCGAAUGCCUUUUGGUAUUAGUUCAGCACCAUCUUUGUUUCAGUCGAUCAUCGAUCAAAUUUUGCUAGAUACAGUCGCAGUUCCAUAUUUGGACGAUAUUUUAAUUGGUGGUAGAACUCUAGAAGAGUGUAAAAAAAACCUCUUCCAGGUUCUUGACAAGCUGAAUCAGCACAGAGUGCAAAUCAAUUGGUCAAAGUCAGUUUUUUUCGAAACCGAAGUCGAGCAUCUCGGUUUCAGGUUGACCUCCGACGGAAUUCGUCCAAGUCCGUCAAAAGUGGAAGCCAUUUGUCUCGCACCCGCACCGAAAGAUGUUAGUCAGUUACAGUCGUUCCUAGGUCUUCUGAACUAUUAUCAUCGUUUUCUACCGAAUUUGUCGUCCGAGCUACGUCCGUUAUACGAUUUGUUGAGAAAAGAUCACGAAUUUGUGUGGUCGUCCGCGUGUCAAGAAGCUUUCGUGAACUGUAAAAAGCUGUUAGUGGCCAACGAUGUGUUGGAGCCAUAUGAUCCGUCGAAACCGUUAAUUCUCACUACCGAUGCGAGUCCGUAUGGUAUUGGUGCAGUGUUGUCACACCAAGUCGGUCAAAUAGAAAAGCCCGUGUGCUUUGCGUCGUCCACGUUGACCCCCGCGCAGGUUAAUUACGGUCAGAUUCACAAAGAAGCCUUAGCAGUUAUGUUUGGAGUGUCGAAAUUCCAUAAGUAUCUAUACGGUACGGAAUUCACCCUCGUGACCGAUAGUUCCGCGUUGAAGCAGAUUUUCAACCCGCACAAAGGUUCGUCCGCGGUCGCGAUUUCUCGAUUGCAUCGAUGGGCAGUAUCAUUGUCUAAUUAUUCGUAUCGCGUUGUGCAUCGUCCCGGUAAAAGUAUUGGUAAUGCCGAUGCGUUGUCGCGUCUUCCCCUACCCGUCGAGAAUCGUAUAGAACAUAUGUCGGUAGCUGAACAUAACCUGCAAACCUACGUCGGUAUUGAAGAGAUUAAAGUUCAACAGCAGCGUGAUUCGAUUCUGAGCAAGGUUAUUCGUUUCGUGAGAAAAGGAUGGCCACGUGUCGUGGAAACAGAAUUGAAACCGUUUGCGCAGAUUUGUACAAAUUUCGAAAUAGAAGAUGAUUGCCUAUACUUUGAGGAUCGCGUCGUAAUUCCAAAGGCCCUUCAGCGCCGCGUGCUCGAGAAGCUUCAUGAAAACCAUGAUGGCGUCGUGCGUAUGAAGAUGAUAGGUCGAUCAUAUUUUUGGUGGAAGGGAUUCGAUAAAGAUGUCGCGGAUUUCGUCAAGUCGUGUGUCACGUGUCAGAAAACUCAAAGGGUGCCGAGGGAAGUAGUCGAGUCUAACUGGCCUCCAGCUAACCAUGCUUUUGAACGACUUCAUUUGGAUCUUUUUCAUUUCGAAGGUCAAACGUUCUUGAUUGUCGUUGAUGCGUAUUCAAAGUUUAUCGAUGUUAAACUACUACGCCGAACGGAUGCUAAUAGUGUAUUGGAAAAAUUGGAUGAGAUUUACACAUACUUCGGUCUGCCCACAGAAGUGUGCUCGGACAAUGGUCCACCAUUUAAUUCGUCGUUGUUUGUGGAAGCUUGCAAAGCAAACAAUAUCAAUGUGUUGAAAUCUCCACCAUACCAUCCUCAGUCAAAUGGUUUAGCAGAGAGAGGUGUGCAGACUAUCAAGACUGUACUGAAGAAGUAUUUGUUGGAUGAGAAAUUCAAACCGAUACCAAUCCAACGAAAGCUUAACCGCAUUCUGUUCAACUACAGAAAUACUCCGUCUACCACUACCGGUAGAACACCCUCUUCCAUGAUGUUCAGUUACGUGCCACGCACAUUAUUAAAUGUUAGUAACCCUAUUAAGUUGGACAUUCAAAAUCAACAAAAGAAUGUGGUUAAACCGUCGUUGACCCCCGCAAAAUCCAACAGUCCUCCAGUAUGCCCCAAAACGUACUCCCGUGGUGAUAAAGUUUUCUAUCGGAACCACAUGGAUGAUAGUGUCCGUUGGAUUCCAGCGAUUGUUCUAGAGAAAAUUAGUCCUCACACUUACUUGAUCAAUCUUAACGGGAAUGUGCGUAUGGUCCAUACUAACCAAAUCCGUGUGUCUGAUCUGUCAGACAAAUACCAUCCUUCCCUACCAGUAAUAAGUCCUAUCCCCGAGUCAGAACAGCCAACGAUUGGGGUGGAGGUACCUGGUCCUUCAUCCGUGGUUCGACCAACAACGUCGAACAAGAAGAAAUCUCCAAAAAAGAAGAAAUCGGAGAAUAAAAGAAAACGUAGCGAGUCUACAUCACCAAAGCUCCGCCGCUCCAAGCGAAUUCGUAAUAGAACCUUGAAACGCUAGUGUGGGUUUUGGGAAAACGGAUGUUUUGUCUCUUCGUGUAUCGAAGGCAUUUGAUGGUUAGUGGACUAGAGUUGAUGUGCUUGUAUUAUAUCGCGUUUCGAUAUCGCUGGAUAACUGUUCUUGUGUUAGUAGUAGGCAUUAGCUCUAAAGUCUCAUUUAAAGCUGGGAGAAGUGUUGUGAACCCUAUUAUAGCUACAGAAUCCAUCUAAUAGUUAGGUAGUAGUGAGCUUGUAAAUAGUUGUACACAUACACAGCAACUAAUGCCCUUGACAACUUUCACCACACACACUCUCCCUCACACAAUUAUUGUUUUGUCACACAAUGCCUUUUGUUAUGUCUACUAUAAAAGACCAUGCGUCCCCUUUGGUCGGUCUCUUUUGCCGAUCGACCACGCUGUAAGUAAGUAGUGAACCAAGUGUUAAUAAAUAGCUAGUGAAUAGAAGA
Aedes albopictus (Asian tiger mosquito) is the source of this 3844-nucleotide messenger RNA. RefSeq lists its product as uncharacterized. Bases 107 to 3400 code for a protein of 1097 amino acids. NCBI's taxonomy places the organism in Eukaryota, Metazoa, Arthropoda, Insecta, Diptera, Culicidae. Gene Ontology annotation, molecular function: nucleic acid binding. The transcript has a single exon. The record is from RefSeq and is a predicted model, not a curated record. Gene Ontology annotation, biological process: DNA integration.